AUGUCCAGUUUCAUUGACUUCGUCGGUCCUUAUAUCCCAACUACACCAGGUAUCUUACCAAAAUGGUUAUUAUUCGUGACUCAAACUUAUCUAUCAGGUUUAGAAUUAACAAGAAGAGUCUAUGAAAAUAAACCUCAACAAACUACUGAUCUUUCAGCUAGAACUUUUGGUACUUGGACUUUUGUAUCCGCAGUUAUUAGAUUUUAUGGUGCUUAUUAUUUAACAAAUCCUCAAAUUUAUCAAAUUACUUUAGCUUCUUAUUUAAUUGCAUUUGUUCAUUUUGUUUCUGAAUGGUUGAUUUUCAAAACUGCUAAAUUUGGUAAAGGUUUAUUAGGUCCUUUAAUUGUUGCAACUUCAACAAUUGUUUGGAUGACUUUACAAAAAGAUUAUUAUACAAGUUUAGCUUAG
Molecule: messenger RNA, 408 nt
Organism: Hansenula ciferrii
Lineage: Eukaryota; Fungi; Ascomycota; Saccharomycetes; Phaffomycetales; Wickerhamomycetaceae
Gene: ERG28
Product: Erg28p
Exons: 2
Coding region: 1-408 (135 amino acids)
Cellular component (GO): membrane; endoplasmic reticulum
Molecular function (GO): protein-macromolecule adaptor activity
Source: RefSeq, a predicted model, not a curated record